Westerdykella ornata is the source of this 1971-nucleotide messenger RNA. Its product is annotated as glycerol-3-phosphate acyltransferase Sct1. Gene Ontology annotation, biological process: phospholipid biosynthetic process. The transcript has 2 exons. The coding region runs from base 40 to 1971 and encodes 643 amino acids. Gene Ontology annotation, molecular function: glycerone-phosphate O-acyltransferase activity; glycerol-3-phosphate O-acyltransferase activity. Gene Ontology annotation, cellular component: endoplasmic reticulum membrane. The record is from RefSeq and is a predicted model, not a curated record. Lineage: Eukaryota; Fungi; Ascomycota; Dothideomycetes; Pleosporales; Sporormiaceae.
GAAGACAACUCCCCAUCACCAAUCGUCCUUUGGGAAGCCAUGUCCGUAGGACGCUCCCAGUCGUUAGUGCCUUGGAUCUAUGAUAUCCUCCUCGGAAUUUUCUCCAUUUGUCUCGAUAUCUUCUUCCGAGAAGUGUAUCCCCGCGGUGCUUGGCGAAUUCCCAAACGCGAAGCCGUGAUCAUCGUCGCCGCGCCGCACGCCAAUCAAUUUGUCGAUUCCGUGCUGCUCAUGUGCAUCUUGAAGCAGCACGCUGGGCGCCAGGUCUCGUUCCUCACUGCUGAGAAGUCCUUGAGGGAGCCAUACAUUGGCCGCAUGGCUGCCUGGAUGGGAGCUCUCCCAGUGGUCCGCCCGAUGGACCACGCCUCCCCAGGACAAGGCGUAAUAUAUCUGCCAGAUCCGGACAACAACCCAGCGUUGGUAUGUGGACGUGGAGCCAGCUUUACAAGCCUCACUGCAGGAUGUUUGAUCAUCCUGCCGAAAGUAGGCAACGUACGCCCCGAGCAGCAGACCGUUGCACAAAUUCUAGGCCCCCAGGAACUGUUGCUGCGAGGGCCAUUUAGUUCUGCAAAACCGGGCCAUCCGUUGCGGGAGCGACUACUGACGGGCACGCCCUACAAAAUCGCACCCCAUGUUGACCAAAGAGAGAUGUUCGACGCCGUCUUCCGUGAACUAGCUGAUGGUGGCUGUAUCGGCAUCUUUCCCGAGGGUGGAAGUCAUGAUCGACCCUCUUUACUUCCACUGAAGGCUGGUGUCGCCAUCAUAGCCCUAGGUACCCUUGCCCGCACUCCAAACUGUAAUUUGACCAUUCUUCCAUGCGGGUUAAACUACUUCAACCCAAACAAAUUUCGCUCCCGAGCGGUCGUGGAGUUUGGAAACCCAGUUCAAGUCCAUCCUGGCCAGGUGGAUGCCUUCAAGGAGGGCGGAGAGGCAAAGCGCAACGCCGUAGGGUCUUUGCUUGAGACAAUACAAGAUGCGCUUGCGGCUGUGACACAGCAAGCUCCGGACCACGAAACGCUGAUGCUUAUCCAAGCUACACGGAGACUAUAUCGGCCUCUGCGGAUGAAGCUGCCACUGCCACUUGUUGUGGAAAUGAACAGAAGACUCAUUGCAGGGUACACAAACUACAAAGAUGAUGUCCAAGUGAUUCAGUUGAGGAAAGCUGUACUAGACUACAACCGAAAACUCAGAGCUUUAGGGAUCAAGGACCACCAACUAGAAUGGGGUGAUGCCGAACACAGGUCGUGGUGGCUGGCACUGCUGACCUUGGUAUAUCGCGUCGGACAACUCAUUACGCUGGGCAUCGCUACCCUCCCUUCUCUUGCUCUGUUCUGGCCGGUCUUUGUCACUACGAAGGUCAUCUCUGUCAAAAAGCAACGCAAAGCGCUUGCUGCCUCUGACGUGAAGCUAGAGGGUAGGGAUGUUGUUGGCACCUGGAAGAUACUCGUAGCAUUGGGGCUCGCUCCUACGCUAUAUACGUGGUAUACGUCUGUGGUGACACUCUGGCUUCAUCACGGUCGCCACAACGGAUACUAUGUAACACUGGCCCCUUGGUACAUUCGCGCCGACGCCUAUGUUCCUCGGAGUGCCCCGCUGUGGGUCUUCUCUACUGCGUUCUUUGCCCUCCUAAUUGCCAUCACUUUUGCCGGCCUUCGCAUUGGGGAGAUCGGCGUUGACAUUAUACAAUCACUGCCUCCGCUUUUCGCAGCUCUCAGUCCCGGAUCAGCAAGAGCGCUGGCCGAGCUUCGCACCGAGAGACAAGCACUUUCUGCUCGCGUUGUCAAAGUCAUUGACACUUUUGAGCCCGAGCUCUUUGCGGACCUAGAGCUCGAUUCCAUGGAUCUUGAUAAUCACGAAUAUCACUAUGAUGGCACAUAUGAGUCUGAACUGAAAGUCAUGCCAUUUAACGGAAACGAAACACCGGAACGCGGCCGAUGUAAGGCGCGGGAACGACUCCCACGGGGACUUGGGUGA